CAGGCUGUCGAGUCCUAGACCUGAGUGCUGGUACUGGUUUGGUGGGUCUCGUUGCACAUCGCCUUGGUGCUCAGAGCGUGACGCUGACAGAUGUGCCUCGUGUGAUGCCCCUGUUGGCAAGGAAUGCUGCCUUGGCUUCCGUUCCCGAUGUUGCCAAGGUGAAUGGUGUGGCACCUGUCGUGCCGCCCAUGCCAAACGUCCAGGUGCGAAGCCUCUUUUGGGGCGAAGCGGAGGCCAAGAAAUUUCUGGAACAGCAUGGACCCUUCGACCUUAUUCUUUGCUGUGAAGUGGUCUACCAACUUCCACAGCAGGUCUGGGAGGCCUUGCAGCAGACCUUGCGUCAGUUGCUGGUGCCGGGCGGCCGUGUCGUCUUUGCCUAUCAGCACCGAGAUGGUGCUGAGGUCACAGACGCGGUGUUCUUCCAGACCUUGGAACAGGCGGCGAAUUUGCGCUUCGAUCAGGAGGAGUCCUUGAGCAACUGGGACCACCUUUGGGAUGACGCGGAUUUGCGGAAAGUCAGGAGGGAGCUGUGCGGCAUUUGAGGCCCAUCGUCGCAGGACCUACGUUGCGAGGAACAACUGCAAUCUGUAGCGC
Cladocopium goreaui is the source of this 594-nucleotide messenger RNA. The record is from the annotation of a GenBank genome assembly. NCBI's taxonomy places the organism in Eukaryota, Dinophyceae, Suessiales, Symbiodiniaceae.